AUGCACUCCGACUCUGAUCCUUCCCAUCAUCCCCUUCAUCCUCAAGUGCAAGUGUACCUUCCAAAGAUCUCAUCUACUACAGCAGCCCCUUCCUCCUCAGCUGACGCCACCACCUCCGCAACACCUCUGGCGCCACCAUCUUCUCAGGCGGACAAGGGCGCAGGCAUCCCGACUACGGCACCCUCUUUAUUGCUAUCAUUUCCUGCAACCACAGCCGCAGCGACCACCAACACCAACGCCGACGUCGACACUGAUACCGCACUGUCAAACGCAAGCUUGACCACAGCUUUACCACCGCCAUCUCCUCCUUCUAUUGCCACUCUCUCUUUCUCUUCAUCCAUUGCCGUUGCCUCAUCCCACAAACGAAGCCGUGAACCAAGCGCAAUGACCGAUCCAAGCGAGGCCGCAAGAUACACUCCUCCACGAGAAAUGUUCAGACACCCAAGCGCAAACAUCGACGCGGACGACAUCGUUUCACUUCCAUCCGAAGACGGACUUCAGGAGAGUGACCGUGAGAUGCAACUUAGCAGCACUCUCCUCACAUCAGAUCAGUCCCGAAGUCUGACUCUGCCUGAUCGCUUCCACGGGGACUCUGAGCUCGACAACCUGGGCAAACAACUCUCCAUCAACAGCCCCGGAAAAACAACAGCCGCAGCCAGUGACCAUGAAGAGCGGAGCGAUAGAGAUACUGCUGACGUCGAGCUCGAGACUGUGCCACAGAGCGAGACCCAUCUUGUUCACAUACCAGACCCAACACUAGAGCAACUGACGGCGUCAAAGCAGGAGCAAUCAGAGGAUAAGAGCAGACAAGCCGCGCCAUCAUUUGAUCAGCAGCUAAAGACAAUCCAACAUCUCUCGCGUCAGAGGCUCGAACUCGGCGAACCCAUGUAUCUCCUUAAUCAAGCAUGGUAUGCCAGCUUUCGCAAGUACUGUACUGCAAAGGUUAGCGGGAGGCUGGCGGAUCAUCCAGGAGAGAUCGACAACUCCGUGCUCAUGAUGGGAAACACUCUUAGACAGGAUAUUCAAAAUUCGGUCACAACUCUUCCGCAAGAGGGCUGGGAUAUGCUCGUAGCCAACUACGGAAGCAUCACAGCACCAAUCAUGCGCCGCGUAGUGAACACUGGAUCCGAUGUGGCGCCAAACUUGAUCAUCGACUUCUAUCCUCCGGUAUUCACCCUCUACAGGGUUGUCGAGAACAACCAAGUUGACAAUCCUCUCUUCGCCAUGAACGAGCCCGAUACCAUUGAAGUGCCCCGGACAACAAAGUUUGGCGACCUCAAAUCGGCUCUGUUAUUGCGCUUGAACAUUGCUGGCCCUGGCCCUGCUCGACUGUGGGCUAUUCCUGGACAUGCGAAUCUGAUUGUGGAAGGGAAUGUGAUUGGAGCAGAUGCGAUCGCUUAUUCGGGCGCGACCUGUUUGGAGGGUGUCGAAGAUGAUUCGCCUGUGUCAGAGGUGAACGAGCUUGUCAAGUGCAAGGAUUUGGCCUUAGAGGUGGCCAUCAAUGGCACUUUUCUUGUGCAGAAUGCAACACCAGUUCGACCCUUUGAAUCUGGCUUUAUGUCAUCGACAUUUCCUCCCAGCUUCCACGGCUCCCGUAACGCGGGUACACUCGCUACUCAAGGGACGCCUGUUAAUGGCCUUUGCGGGCUUCAAAAUCUCGGCAAUACAUGCUUCAUGAAUUCGGCUUUGCAAUGUCUGAGCAACACCCCUGACUUGACUCGGUUUAUUUUGGCUGGCGCUUGGCGCAAGGAGCUCAACUCGGAUAAUCCGCUGGGUAUGGGUGGCGAGGUAGCGCGGGCAUAUGCCAAUCUAAUCGACAAGCUGUGGAGAGGAAGUAGCAAGGUGUUUUCGCCCAGAGAGUUCAAGAUGACAAUUGGACGAUUCAAUCCAUCGUUUACGGGCUAUCAUCAGCAUGAUUCACAGGAACUUUUAGCGUUUCUACUGGACGGUUUGCACGAGGACCUGAAUCGGAUUGUCAAAAAGCCAUACACUGAAGCUCCCGACUCGGAUGGGCGUCCAGAUGAAGAGGUGGCGAACGAUUGCUGGCAGCUUCACAAAGCGCGCAAUGACUCUAUCAUCGUGGAUCUCUUCCAGGGACAGUACAAAUCGACGUUGGUGUGUCCCGAAUGCAAAAAGGUCUCUGUUACAUUCGAUCCAUUCAUGUAUCUGAGCUUGCCUCUGCCUAUUAACAAAAAAUGGACCGGCACUGUAACCUACGUUCCAUACGACCCCAGGGAGCCUCUUGUUGAUAUCCGACUCCAACUGCCCAAAGGAUCCACACUAAAGCAAUUGAAGGAGAAGGUUGCUGAACUCAUGGGAACACAGGCGCGCCACCUCUAUUCUGCUGAAAUCUUUUCCCAUCGUAUCUACAAAACACAUGAAAAUUCGGACGCAGUGGAUGAGCUGAGUGACACCGACAAGAACUUUGUGUACGAACUACCAAUACCCGAUUUUACAACCGCUUCGGACAACAUUGUCUUUCCUGUCCACAACGUUCUCGAACCAUUGUCAUCCUAUGGCAGGCCAAAUCUAUGUGGUCAUCCCAUGAUGGUGUGCGUGACCAGAGAAGAGGCGCUGGAUCCUGACGCAAUCUACAAGGCCAUUGUGAAGCAGGCGAGUCGAUACACAACUAUGGACCUGUACGAGGACGACUCUGCGACUUUGACGAUCAACGAGACUGAUGAUGAGCCCACCGAUGUAAGCAUGACGCCUGUAGAAGAGACUUCGGCUGAGAGGGUGCCAAAGAGUGGCCUGUUCCGGUUGAUGGUAUAUUCGCCCCCGCAACCGGCGCCUCCUCGCAGCCAUUACCGUCCUAUGUCCAGGCAGAGCAUGUACGCUCCUGCGACCGUCCCAAGCAUGAGCGACAUGCUGGACAUGUAUCAGCGAGUCGCACUACCAGAACCAGAGGUCACGCAUGAGAUGGGCUCCUUGAGCUCUCACAGCCGCCUCCAAGGAUCUAUGGGCGACGACGAUGGCUUUGGCGAGAAUGAUGUCAUCCUUCAACCAGAAUCUCCAUCAUUGUCGGAUUCCUCUAAAUCCUCAAAUCGGCCACGUGUUCCCAGGGCCAGUGAUGAUGAACUCUCAGACGAGGAUGAUCUGGCUACCUUGAAGACCACACCAGGCAUAAAUGCAGGACUUUCAAAAUAUGCGUCGAAGCCCUCCUUGAGCGUCGUCCGUAUACUCGAGCCGGCAGUCCGUCAAGGAGAGAUGGUGUACUGCAUCUGGGCGCGAUCUAUGGAGCCAGCCAUCGCCGCGCCUGAGAGGAAGUACAGAGGCUUCAGUUCUUAUCGCAACAUGGAUGAGGAUGAGGACCCAUCGUCGUCAGUGCGAGUUCUGUGGGACGAGCGAGGCCCGUUAGUCAAUGAUCCCGAAAUGGAGGCGGAACGUUCGGCAGCGAAGAAGGGCAAGAAGACCGUAACACUGGAGGAUUGUUUGAACGAAUAUACAAAAGAGGAACAACUCGGCGAGGAAGAUCUUUGGUACUGUCCUAGCUGCAAGAAGCACCAGCAAGCGACAAAAAAAUUGGACAUUUGGAAACUCCCCGACAUUCUGGUUGUGCAUCUCAAGCGAUUUAGCCACACGCGGGCAUGGCGCGACAAGAUUGAUGCUCUGGUUGACUUUCCCAUUCAUGGCCUAGACCUGAGCGGCAAGGUGCUCAAGGUGGAAGAAGACGUCGAUAAUAUGUACGACCUGUACGGCGUGUCCAACCAUAUGGGCGGGUUGGGAGGAGGUCAUUACACUGCCUAUGCCAAGAACGAAAAACUGGGCGAGUGGUUCAACUUUGACGAUUCGCAUGUCAGCGCGGUGGGCGAUGUGGAGUCCAUCAAGUCCUCGAGUGCGUAUCUGCUCUUUUAUCGCAGACGAAAUGCGACUAUUCGUGAAUAUGAUCAGGAACCCACGGAUACAGAGGCGGUGGUGGAGGCGGACGCAACGACUGAAAUCACUCAGGGCCCCGCCGCAAUAUUCCGUAGUGGAUACUUAGAGCCCUUCAGUGCUCAAAGCAUUCUUCAGAACGAUAACGACGACCACAGCGACGAGUAUGGAGAGUGGGGCAAGCCAGGGUCAGAGCCGUAUUCGGAUCUGCAACCGUUUCACUCAAUGGACGACAAUAGCGACCUUUACGACAGCGACGCUGAACUGCCAUCGUAUGGCAGCACUAUGAUGAUGGGGCCUUCCGGAAUGGCAAGCCCACCGUCACCAUUUUCAGAACGUCUGACGUUUGCGUCUGACAAGAGACAAGCAAAGAGACAUGCAUUGGACCAAAGUGGGGACACGGACGAAGAGGACUUGCACUCGGUAACGGGCAUGUCAGAUUACCUGGAUCCCAGCAAUGAGGCGAUGGAACACUCGCCAGACGUGUCGACGUGCGCAAGCGACGGCUCUAACCCUGGCACGGCAAAUGCCUCUCCGCGAUUGUCUCCACCAACACUGGUGUCUUUGAAUCCAGAUCUCCUACUAGCUGACGAGAUGAAUUUGGAUGGACCCCCGUUCUUAUCGAGCAUCAGUCGUGAGGGUGGUAGGAUUGACCUUUCCAACGAGAUCGUUGACGCGGAUGGCAGGAGCACGAGCUUGCUGUAUUCCUAUGAUUCCGCGAGCGCGAGUGCCGAUAUUCCGAUUUCGAGCUCGACGUCAUCUGGCCUGAAGUCAGCAACACCAGAGGCUGUAAGAGACGCCGUAGACGGGGAUGAGAGUGAACAGGAUGAAGUCAACAUGGUGCGCUGGCAAAGCAGUGUGCCACGGGGUUGA
This is a messenger RNA of Gamsiella multidivaricata, 4746 nucleotides long. RefSeq lists its product as uncharacterized. The coding region runs from base 1 to 4746 and encodes 1581 amino acids. Gene Ontology annotation, molecular function: cysteine-type deubiquitinase activity. The record is from RefSeq and is a predicted model, not a curated record. Gene Ontology annotation, biological process: protein deubiquitination. The transcript is spliced from 5 exons. NCBI's taxonomy places the organism in Eukaryota, Fungi, Mortierellomycota, Mortierellomycetes, Mortierellales, Mortierellaceae.